AUGGCAUCCAACGAUUCGGAGCAGGCCAAGCGCUUCAAGGAUGAUCUUUCUACCCCGGCUUCGGGCACGGUGAAAAUCGGUACACAUGAUGGCAUUUUCCACUGCGACGAAGUGUUGGCUUGCUUCAUGCUGCAACAGCUGCCCCAGUACGCGUCGGCCGAAAUCAUCCGCACGCGGGACACGAGCAAGCUGGACGAGUGUGACAUAGUGGUGGACGUUGGGGCCACGUUUGACCGGGCCCGGCACCGGUACGAUCACCAUCAGGCAUCGUUCAACGAUACGCUGCGGUCGCUUCGGCCCGAGCUGAACGUGAAGUGGGACAUUCGGCUCAGCUCCGCCGGCCUGGUGUACACGUACUUCGGCGAGGAAGUGAUCAAGCGGGUACUGAAGCAAAAGCUGAACCUGGAACCGAGUGCCGAAUGUUUGCGGGCGGUCUACACGAAGGUGUACGAUGGGUUGAUCAGCGAGAUCGACGCGAUCGACAACGGUGUUCCGAUGUUCGAGGGCGGCGAGCCACGGUACAACAUUUCGACGCAUCUGAGCGGGCGCGUUGGUGCUUUCAAUCCGCGAUGGAACGAACCGACGCCAGCGCCGGGUUGUCUGGAGCGGUUCGAGAAGGCCAAAGCGUACGUGGGACUGGAGUUUGUCGAUAAGGUGACGUACUACGCCAGCUGCUGGUGGCCGGCACGCGAUAUUGUGUCGAAGGGGCUGGCCAACCGGAUGGCUUUGCACGAGUCGGGGGAGAUUUUAGAGCUCGAACAACCGUGCCCGUGGAAGGAGCAUCUGUAUCAGCUGGAGCAGGAGCAGAAUCUGGUCGGGCAGGCCAAGUACGUGAUCUACUGCAAUAAGGAAAACGAUUGGCGCGUCAUAUGCGUGCCGUUGCAGCCGGCCAGCUUUGUGUGUCGCAAGUUUCUGGCCAAACCGUGGCGCGGAGUACGGGACGAGGAGCUAGAGAAGGUGUCGGGCAUUGCGGGAUCGAACUUUUGCCACCAGACCGGCUUCAUUGGGGGUAACAAAACGCGUGAAGGUGCGCUCAAGAUGGCAAUAGCUAGUUUGGCGGCAAAGGAAGACGAAUGAGCACGGGUUUCGUAGAAUCAUUAAACAUGUUCAUGGAAAUAAAACAUUCGAAAGAAAGAAGCAAUGCUGUUCGAUAGUGUUUGCCUAUUGCA
Molecule: messenger RNA, 1169 nt
Organism: Anopheles gambiae (African malaria mosquito)
Lineage: Eukaryota; Metazoa; Arthropoda; Insecta; Diptera; Culicidae
Product: MYG1 exonuclease
Exons: 1
Coding region: 1-1077 (358 amino acids)
Cellular component (GO): nucleus; cytoplasm
Source: RefSeq, a predicted model, not a curated record